AAAUAAAUAAUAAAAGUCGCGAAACCUGCCCCCAGAACCCUCGGCCUCACCACAUUCCACCCCACCGCCGCCACCGCCGCCCCAAAAGCCUUUCCGCAUCUCUCUAACAUCACUGCACUUCCACCAGCGUUCGCCGCCACCAAACAUCGCCUCUUAUUGUUUUCUCCGACAACCACCAGGCCUUCAACCACAGGUUCCCGUCGUGGGGAGUGGAUGCAAAAUAUUUAGUUUCCCCCAAUUCGCGAAUAUCAAUGCGGGAAGAGAAAAUCAUCGGCGACGCGGCGGUGCCGGAAUUCUCAUUUAGCCUAGCUCGAGUGGCGGUAGCGCAGAUCUGUCAAUCGAUAGGCUACAAAGGAGCUGAGAGGCCGGCGCUCGAAUCCCUAACCGACAUCGCCACCAGAUAUUUGAAAGCGGUAGCCAAAUUGAGCGCGGAAUCCGCCAAUUCGAGCGGGCGCACCGAAUCAAACCUCUUCGACAUCGUCGCCGCGAUCGAAGACUUGACAUCGGUGCAAGGCUUCGACGGCGCGUGGAGAGUGAGAUCGCGAUCGUUGUGGAGGUCAGCCGUGAUUAGGGAUUUGAUGAAGCUGGUCAAGUACACGGACCAAACUCCGUUUGCUCAGCCGUUGCCGCCGAGGAGGAGUUGCUCCGAUAAAGAGAGAUUGUCGAAAUACAGGGAUGAGAGCGGGUGGUACAAUGAGGGGAGAUUGAAGCACGUGCCGCUGUGGUUGCCAGCGGUGGUGGAGCGGGGCGGUGGGGCGGAGGAGAGGGAAGGGGAAGUGAAGUGGGAGGAGAGUUUGGAAAGGGAAAAGGCGGCAAAUUUGGGGUGCAAUGAGAUGAAGAAGUUGAAAAGGGAAUGCAAUGGUGAAGGAGUGGAACAGGUGCGGGUGAAGAGAGGGAAAGUGAGAUUUAAAAUUGGUGAUUUUGGAAAUUUGAGGGUCAACUGUGAAAACAACGGUGGCGGUAGCGGCGGUGGCGGCGGACGAGGCGAGGGAGACUACGAUGGCUAUUAGAGCAUCAUCGCGUUUGUGUUGGUAGAUAGAAGAAACCCAGAUAUUGUUAGCCUUGCUGAAUUCAAGCUUAAUUCUUGAAGUUUAAUUCAACCCCAACGAAAAAAUAGGAUGUAACAAAAUUGCAUAUAACAUAUUGAUUGUUUGUUUUCUUAAUUAAUGCAGAUUUUGGUUGGGGAA
This is a messenger RNA of Salvia miltiorrhiza (redroot sage), 1187 nucleotides long. RefSeq names its product transcription initiation factor TFIID subunit 8-like. Bases 252 to 1010 code for a protein of 252 amino acids. Lineage: Eukaryota; Viridiplantae; Streptophyta; Magnoliopsida; Lamiales; Lamiaceae. The transcript has a single exon. Gene Ontology annotation, molecular function: protein heterodimerization activity. Gene Ontology annotation, cellular component: transcription factor TFIID complex. The record is from RefSeq and is a predicted model, not a curated record.